Messenger RNA from Bombus terrestris (buff-tailed bumblebee), 2197 nucleotides. RefSeq names its product hippocalcin-like protein 4. The coding region runs from base 500 to 1237 and encodes 245 amino acids. Gene Ontology annotation, molecular function: calcium ion binding. Lineage: Eukaryota; Metazoa; Arthropoda; Insecta; Hymenoptera; Apidae. The record is from RefSeq and is a predicted model, not a curated record. The transcript is spliced from 6 exons.
CAAGUUUUGCGCUAAGAAAUUCGCGAUCCUCGAACGAUUUCCUCGUCUCCGAACGAGUCUGAUUCAACUUUCGCGCUUGUUACCGAUUUUCUAAAUUAGAACAAACGAUAAACGAAUACGGGUCACGGUGAAUCGUAUCUGAUUACGUCAAUUGUAUUUUGAUAAAUUAACUGCGCUUAAUUUUUUACGCGAACGAUAAAUUAUGCGUCUAUUCCGCAUUUCCGCGCAUUUCCUUCUCAGAGGAUUCUACUUCGCGGAUAAGAAAUAGAAUAUACCUUUCGAUACGAAUAGAUGAAUCAUAAAACGUGAAUGUUGAGUGGAAUAAGAGUGGUAUUUUAUGCAUGUUCGUUCAUUAGUAUUUCGCGCGUAAUACGCGCUUGAAUAUACACGAAUAAAUAGCUUCUAUAAUAAGACAUUCGAGAGAGAAAUAGGAUGUGUUCGAUGAUCCAAUGUACACAUCAUUUUUCAAAUUUUUAACGACCAUAUUCGUAUCACGAUAAUGUCUAAUAGUCUCAAUAUUGAUAAUAAGAGUAUCGAGCAGAUUAGAGAUCGUAUAAGCCUCUCGUUAAAAAUGCAACGGAGCUUCAAGAAGAUGAAGAGGAGUAUCCGAAAGAUAACUGAAACUUCGACGAGUGUUCAACCUCACUGCGUUUUCGUAGAGAACAUGCAAGACGAUGAGAAACAACCGCUGUACAUAUUUCCGGAACGGCUCUCCUAUUUAACGUACCAAACGGGAUUUUCGAAGGAUGAGAUACGAAAGCUGUAUCGAGUCUUUAAACAGCAUUGUCCGAAAGGGGCCGUAACCACGAACGAUCUGAAACCAGCGUACGCAAAAUUAUUUCCGUUAGGAGACCCGGCGAAAUACGCGCAAAUCGUUUUUAACGCUUUUGAUAAGGAUAGGGAUGGUAUCGUUAGCUUCGCGGAUCUCCUUAAUGAAGUUGCUUUAAUUAUUAACGGUGAUAUAGAUCAAAAACUCUCCUGGAUUUUCAGAUUUUAUGACUUAAACGGAGACGGUUAUAUCACAAGAAAGGAAAUGCUAGUUAUAAUGUCCGCAAUUUAUGAGAUGCUACAUAACGGACAGAUUAUUCAACGGAUGGCAAACAGACACGUGGACAAAGUUUUCGAAAAGAUGGAUGUUGAUAAGGAUGGAGUUAUAUCUCAGGAAGAAUUUAUGAGUAUUUGUAAAAAUGAUAGUGUAAUUCAAAAACAGCUGGCAAUAUUUAAUCAGUUUUGGUGAUGACAUAUAUGUAUACAUUGAAAUUUCUAAGUUACGCUAAUCCUAAAAAAGAAGGUAGCUUGAAAAGUUUCCUGUUUUAUAAAUAUUCUUAUUUGCAUGAUAAAAUAGUACAAUUACAAACACAGCUUCCCCAAAAGUUGGAUAACAACGUUAUACGUAAUUAUACAUAAAGUUAUUAAUAAUUCAAUGAUACUUCAGAAGAGAUAAUUUUUCUCUUUCCCCAUGAAAGAUAUAUAUCUUCACUUUCCUAUGUACAAUAGUUCGUGCUUUCAAAAUAUUCUUUUCUGUAAAAUGUAAAAAACGCAGGCAAGGAAAAAUGCAAAUGCCAAUGUUACUAAAGCUUUAUCGGUAACUUCCCUUCUACCAUAUUUGCCUAAAAGUUUUCCAGAUUGAACUAUAACUUGUUGUUGAUGUUCUAAUUCGUCUUUGGUAGUGGUAACUUUGUCCGAUGAUAUUACUAAAGAGGUUUAAAGUAAUAUGAAUUAAAAAUUAUAUCUUAAUACUUAAAAUACAUUGAAAGAAAUAAACCACAUACUCAGUGUAUCCAAUGUAUCCGCGCUUUUCUGAGUCGUUUCGGCUAAAUGUCUAGAUAUACUUAAAAGUUUGUCAGAAAGUUGACUUGAUGUAUUUGCUAGAUUUCGCUUGUCGUGCCUCCUACGAAUAGCAGCCUGCUCCUCUUCAGGCAUGGAAAGCAUUUCUUGCUGCUCCUUAGACAUGGAGAGCAGUUCUUUUUUAGCCAGCUUAUCUAUCACACAUACGCUAACAACAUUGGCUUUACGAAACGCAGCUAAAGAAGUAUUGAGUUGCUGCCUAUGACUUUAAAGCUGCUAUAUUUGCUCUGCCUUCUGCAUUUAAUUUAUUAAGUAAUUCCAAAGGGCCAAUACAUUGUUGGAUAUCCUGAAAAAUUCAUAUUAAUCAAUGAAUUUUCUUAAUUAAAUUACAAUAAAAAUAUAGCUAUAA